This is a messenger RNA of Oncorhynchus mykiss (rainbow trout), 10160 nucleotides long. NCBI's taxonomy places the organism in Eukaryota, Metazoa, Chordata, Actinopteri, Salmoniformes, Salmonidae. The record is from RefSeq and is a predicted model, not a curated record.
UUUACGUUUCCCUCCACGACCAGAUAGCUUUGUAGCUAAAUGAUACGGAACCCGAAAACCCACACGAACAACGCAUUUAAUUUAAUUUGUUAGUAUUUAUUGAUACAUCAAACGACAUCAAUAAUCAACGUUUGUUUACGGAUAACACGCGUGGUAACGUACCACUAUCGAGGAUAAAGUAGCUUUAAAUUGGUAUUUUUAACUGCACCAUCUUUAUGUGAGGACAAAGGCCUACACAUUGCUCGCUGCUUCCAAAGCAUGUAUCCCUCUUGGGGUAGUAACUAUGGUGGUGGUGGUGGCGGUGGCGGCCAUCAACCACCUUCGCAGCAGCACUUCGGUGCGCCGAGGGGUCAGUCUCCUCAAGGCGAAGGCUUCGGGGGAGGAUUCGGGGGCUAUGGAGCUGCUACACCCGCAGCUGCACCCGGGUCAACGUUCAACAGCCUGCGGGAGCAGCAUCUCCAGCAGAUGCAGCAGCUACAACAGCUCCACCAUAAACAGCUCCAAUCCGUGCUGCACCACGACAGGAACGUAAAUGAAAACCCCUAUGGCGGCGGCGGUGGUCCUGCGGCCGAGUCGUGGCAAGGCAACUCGGGAUAUGGGUAUGGUUCAACGGGGACCGGUGCCCCUUCCUCAUACCAGGAGGAGUAUCAGUCCAUGCAAGGCCCUUCCCCUUAUCAAGAUGAGUAUCAGUCCAUGGAAACCGGGGCGCCAAGCCCACAACUUCAGCCACCGCAGCCCAAAGAGACCCAGCUUCCCCCAUCAGAGGAGAACCCACCCCCAUCAGAGGCGAACCCACAGGAGCAGCAGCAGUAUUGGUACAAGCAGCAUCUCCAGAACUUGCAGAGGCUGAAAGCAGAGAAGGCCAAACAGGGCCAGGGUGAUGGCCCGGCACCCCCACCUCCCAACCCCCAGCCCCACUCGGCGGCAGCCGCUCCUCCCCCUCCAACGGAACCACCCAAGAACGCCCCUCCACCACCACCUCCAAAAGAGGAGCCCCCACCACCACCUCCACCCGAUGACGCAAAGCCUGCCCCCACGACCCAGGACCCAGUAGAGGUGGCCCGCCUGCAGCAGCUUCAGAGUGCAGCGGCCCAGUGGCAGCAGGCCCAGCAGCAGAGAGCGGGCUACCAGUACCAAGCCCUGAUGCAGCACCAUGCUCAGCUACAGACCAUCCUCAACCAGUACCAGCAGUGUAUCCAACAACCUGCUCAGCUAGAGACGAUGUCUAUGGCCAUGCAGCUGAGUCACUAUGAGACGCAGCAGAAGCAGUUUGGCCCGGUGUUUGGAGACUGGGGCCGCACCUUCAGCCAAUGGCAAGAGCAGUUCCAGUCCUACCCACAUAAAGACCAGCUACAGAACUACGAGUUACAGUGGAAACAGUGGCAGGAACAGAUGAACUCUACCUCAGCACACCUACAGGUACAGUACAACCAGACAAACUCUACCUCAGCACACCUACAGGUACAGUACAACCAGACAAACUCUACCUCAGCACACCUACAGGUACAACCUGACAAACUCCACCUCAGCACACCUACAGGUACAGUACAACCAGACAAACUCCACCUCAGCACACCUACAGGUACAGUACAACCAGACAAACUCUACCUCAGCACACCUACAGGUACAGUACAACCAGACAAACUCUACCUCAGCACACCUACAGGUACAGUACAACCAGACAAACUCAACCUCAGCACACCUACAGGUACAGUACAACCAGACGAGAGGGUGACCACCCUGCGAGCCAUGCAGCAGCAGUACGGAGGUGGUGGUGGGCAGUACCGCACUGACCAAUACAGUAGUAGUGACCGGUAUGGUACUGGAGGGUAUGGGGACCAGUACAGCCAAUAUGGUCAGUACCCACACUCUGGACCGGACUCGCAGAUUCAACAAGUCCCCAUGGGCAGCACGGCCCCUCCAACGCCCAACGUGUUGGAACCUCCACAGGAGAAUCGCAGCACGGCCUCUCCAAUGCCCAACGUGUGGGAACCCCCACAGGAGAACCGCAGCACGACCUCUCCAAUGCCCAACGUGUGGGAACCCCCACAGGAGAACCACAGCACGGCCUCUCCAAUGCCCAACGUGUGGGAACCCCCACAGGAGAACCGCAGCACGGCCUCUCCAAUGCCCAACGUGUGGGAACCCCCACAGGAGAACCACACCACGGCCCUCCACCGGGGCACCAGGGCCCUCCACCAGGGCACCAGGGCCCUCCACCAGGGCACCAGGGUCCUCCACCAGGGCACCAGGGUCCUCCACCAGGGCACCAGGGUCCUCCACCCGGGCACCAGGGCCCUCCACCCGGGCACCAGGGCCCUCCACCCGGGCACCAGGGCCCUCCACCAGGGCACCAGGGCCCUCCACCAGGGCACCAGGGCCCUCCACCAGGGCACCAGGGCCCUCCACCAGGGCACCAGGGCCCUCAGUCAGAGCAGUACAACCUGUCUGGACCCCUUGGUAGAGGGGCAGGCCCAGGAGGGAGAGGGUUGGCCAGACCACCAGGUCCACAAGGAGGACAGCCUCCGUCCUACCAAGGCCCCAGAGGACCAAGGUCUCCCUUUGGGAGAGAUUUUGUUUGACGGUCCGAGAGGGAACGGCCCGCGGUUUGACCAGCAGCAGUCCGGUCAACAGCAGAGGUUCAACGCUCCACCGGGUCCCAGGUUCAACCAGCAGCGCCCAAGGUUUGAUCAGCUUGGCCCCAGAGGACCAGGGCCUCGGUUCGGACAGCAGGGACCCCACUUCGACCACCCCCCGAGACAGAGCCCCCCAGCCCGCUUUGAAAGGCCCCCGGGUCCCUCGGCACCUUAUAUCGGCCCACAGCCUAAACCAGACACGGGCAAAGACACCAAACUACCUCAGGGUAAGACUGACAUGCCAGCAGGCUCCAAGCCUCCUGGAAUUAAACCUACUGGGCCAGCUAAACCAGUAGCAGUCAGUACAACUAAGCAAGGUGCAUUGACAGAACCAGGGGAUAUGUCAGAGGACAUGUUGGAGUCCCUUGGGGGCUUCUUCGUCCAAAACGACCCCAUCCCUCAGACGAAAGCAGAGGCUGAUGCUGCUGCUGCUGCUGCUAGUAAGGACUCCAAAAAGGAAGAGGUGACCCCCCCUGCUGCUGCCGGUGCCAAGCACCCCUCUUCUGUAACCCCGGAAACCGCUUCCCCUGCCAAGAACGCUCUCAAACCAGGUGGACCGGCCGGGCCGUUGAAGACCAACGUCAGUAACAACAACGGGCCUCAGGGACCACAGGGGCCUAAGCCUCACGGACCGGAGCCGCCGAAGACCAACACAAUGACCAACCAACCCGCUGGUCUUCUGGGGCUCAUGGGCCGUGGUAGAGGGGGACGUGGCCAGCCUCUAGGGCCUGUAAGAGGGGAGGAGGACGGAGGUAGAGGACGAGGGGAGGCGGACGGAGGGAUGAGGGGAGGGAGAGGACGAGGGGAGGCGGACGGAGGGAUGAGGGGAGGGAGAGGACGAGGGGAGGCGGACGGAGGGAUGAGAGGAGGGAGAGGACGAGGGGAGGCGGACGGAGGGAUGAGAGGAGGGAGAGGACGAGGGGAGGCGGACGGAGGGAUGAGGGGAGGGAGAGGACUAGGAGAGGCGGACGGAGGGAUGAGGGGAGGGAGAGGACGAGGGGAGGCGGACGGAGGGAUGAGGGGAGGGAGAGGACGAGGGGAGGCGGACGGAGGGUUGAGGGGAGGGAGAGGACGAGGGGAGGCGGACGGAGGGAUGAGGGGAGGGCGAGGGGAGGCAGACGGAGGGAUGAGGGGAGGGCGAGGGGAGGUGGACGGCGGGAUGAGGGGAGGGAGAGGGCGAGGGGAGGCGGACGGAAGGAUGAGGGGAGGGAGAGGACGAGGGGAAGCGGACGGCGGGAUGAGGGAAGGGAGAGGACGAGGUGGUCUAUGGGGACGUGGAGGGAAACAGUCGGGUAUCCCAGACUUCAGUCCCAACACAAUCCCUCUGGGAGGUGGGAGGACGGAGGACGACAUGGAGGGGGUUCCUUACGACUACAGACCUCCUCAUGACGAGAUGAGAUCACAACAUGGAGGACCAGAGGAGGACUGGCAGGACUGGCAGCAGGACCCUUCACUGGAGAAACCUGAAGGUCCUCCUCUGCCUGAAGAGGAGAUGUGGGUCCCUGAAGAGCACUACUACCCUCCAGAGGACUACUACGAAGACCCAGGGAGAGGAGGUCCCCCUUUGGGGAGAGGAAAGCCUCUAGAUGGGCACCACUGGGAGGAAGCAGACCCCCCACCUCCAGAGUACUGGGGAGAGGAAGGAGAUCCCUACUGGAUGGACCGGAGGCCCCCUCCUCAUGGCAUGAGAGGAGGCCCCCGAGCCCUGUUCCCCCCUGGGCGUGGUCGCCCCCCACGAGGCAGGCCCGGCUUCAUGCACCAGGGUGGUCCCAGACGCCCCCUUCCUCCUCCUCACGGAGCCAUAGACCCCCAUGAACCUCUCGGAUCCCCCAUGGAUCCUGACGAUGACAUGGACCCUCUGGGACCCCCGCUGCAUCGGGACUACAACCCCAGAGGGCCCAUACACCACGAUAUGAUGGAGCGAGACAUGAGGGGACGGCCUCCUCCACCUAGAGAGAUGAUGGACAGAGAUCUGAUGGGGCCUGGUGGUCAUCCUCCAUAUCACGACAUGGAGAUGGACCCUGGCUGGCCCCCGGGCCCCGGACGACCCCCCCACCUCGGCAGAGACGGGCCGAGAGGUCCCCCCCCGCCUCCCCAUGAGAUGAUGGAGCGGGGAGGGAUGAGGAGGCGUCCGUUGGGACCUCGGGGCGCCCCAAUGGGCCGGGGCGUGAUGCGGCACCCACCUCGCUCACUCGAGGACUUGGAGGGGUACCCCCAUGAGGGGUAUGGGGAGGGGUUUGGUGGUCCCGGUGAUGAUGGGUAUGGAAGAACGCUGCCGCCACGUGACUGGCCGGACCACCCCUCACAUGAGUACGACUGUGAGGAGGAGUAUUAUCCCCAGGAGCCUCCUCGUGUUGGGGUGUGGGACAGGGAGAGAGGAGGACCACUACCGGAGAGGGACUAUUCUCCCUACCCUUCCCGCGGUCCUCCACCUCCCCCAGACCGUUUCAGAGAUGACGAGUGGGCCGAUGAGAGAGAGCGAGACCGUCCUCCAUACCCCUACGAGGGAGACAGAGAACGUCCUCCAUACCCCUACGAGGGAGAAGAGCGUGGAAGAGGAGGAGAGCUUCGAAGUCGAGACUUCCCGGACGACCCUUCGUACAGGCACGAUGAACGCUCCUACCCAUCCCCUGCUGAAUGGGAGAGACCCAGACCACCCCUUCCAGAGAGAAACUACCCCCCAGAUUUUGAGGGCCAUAGGCCCCAUUACGACGGGCGACCCGAGCCCUCUAGAUCAGAUCAAGGUAUCCCUCCAUCCACCCCUUCUCAGGUCCCUGCUCCUCCCAGUACUGGACCAGACAGUUCUCAGGAACCAGCUUCACAGGGAACUGGACCGGGCAUACUGGCUCUGUCACAACGACAACAUGAGAUCAUCCUGAAAGCUGCCCAGGAGCUGAAGCUUAUCAGGUCUGUUUCUCUGGUACUGAACAGAGAAAUGCAGGAGAAUAAGACUGAGGGAGAGGCCCUACCCAUCACGUCUGACCCCAAGACGGAGCUCCCUGCUGGGCUACUGGGGCUGGAGAUCCCCCCUGAGGUCCGGAGUGCCCUCCAGGCAACCAACCUUAUGUCCAGCUUGGCUCCUACUAAAUUGACAUGGGGAGACACCAAGCCUCCAGAUACUGGUUACGUGUCCACGGCUCCUCCAGUCACCCCCAAGACUGUCGACUAUGGUCAUGGACAUGACCUCGGUGCUGCCACGGUGGAGCGGAUCUCUUACGGUGAGAGGAUUGUUUUGAGACCCGAUCCCUUACCUGACAGAGAGAGGGAGAGGAGCUAUGAAAAAGAACCCCUGGGCCCCCUGAGAGACCCCUACCACAGAGACCUGUACUACGACAGACGACCGGUGGACCCCUACAUGGAGCGCAGGGAGUACAGCAGGGAGAGGGACAUGUACAGAGAGAAAGCUCCCAUGGACUUUGAAAGAGAACCAUACGAGAGGGAACGCUAUCCGCCUCGAGAUGACAGACCACCCCCCGGCCAUCCUCCACCUCGCCCGGGCUUCAGGGAGAGGGACAUGAGGGAGGGCAGCCGGACCAGUAGAGAUGGAGAGGAACCUUAUGGAAGGCCUGGGGGUUAUGACAGACCUCCGUACGAGCGUGGGCCUGAGCGUGGGCCUGAGCGUUUCGAUCAUGGUGCUUCACCGUACGGCGAACGGAGGAGUUACCCAGAAGAGAGAGGAGGAGGCCCCACGUCGUCCCACCCUCCUCCCCCACCGGCUGCUCCUCCUUCCAGGAUCGAGAAGAAACCGGAGACCAAGAACGUGGAGGAUCUUCUCAAACUACCAGGCCGAGACACUCGUCCAGAAAGGAUCGUCAUCAUAAUGAGAGGCCUACCAGGAAGUGGUAAAAGUCAUGUGGCCAAGCUGAUACGGGACAAGGAGGUGGAGUGUGGAGGGGCUCCACCCAGAGUGCUGGGGUUAGAUGACUACUUCAUGACGGAGGUGGAGAAGAUGGAGAAGGACCAAGAUACAGGGAAACGAGUCAAACUUAAGUGUCUGGAAUACGAGUACGAAGCGGAGAUGGAAGACACGUACAGGAACAGCAUGCUAAAAACAUUCAGGAAGACACUAGACGACGGCUUCUUCCCCUUCAUCAUCAUCGACGCCAUCAAUGACCGGGUUAAAUACUUUGAUCAGUUCUGGAGUGCUGCAAAGACUAAAGGCUUCGAGGUGUACUUGGCCGAAAUCUCGGCAGACUAUCAGACGUGCGCUAAAAGAAACGCCCACGGCCGGAAGAUGAGGGACAUUCAAAAGAUGUCCAGUAACUGGGAGUCGUCACCCCGUCACAUGAUGCGGCUGGAUGUCCGUUCCCUGCUUCAGGAUGCUGCUAUUGAGGAGGUUGAGAUGGAAGACUUCAAUCCUGAUGAUGAGUCGCUGAAGAAGCCCAAGAAGAAUAAGGAGGAGGAGGAAGAAGACGUUAAGGGUUACAUUCCACAAAGCAAAUGGGAGAUGGACACUUCUGAUGCGAAACUAGACAAGCUGGACGGCCUGGUGAUGGGGGGGAAGAGGAAGAGGGAGGGAGACGACUUUCAGCUAACGGACGACUACGCCACACGCCACUCUGAGCCUGGCAAGAAGAGGGUUCGCUGGGCUGACCUCGAAGAGCAGAAGGAUGCGGAGCGCAAGCGUGAUAUCGGCUUUGUGGUGGGUCAAACAGACUGGGAGAAAAUCACCGACCAGAGUGGACAGAUAGCUCAGAGAGCUCUCAACCGCACUAAGUAUUUCUAGUAACAGGAGAUCAUUGCCCUCACCCCCUGCUUCCUGGUUUAUAGGUCUGCAGACUGAAUAUCAGACACACUCUACAGGCCGGCGUUUAGGAAAUCCAUAGCUGUUUAUUCCAUUAUUAGAAUACAGGAUAUAGCUUUUCUGUUGACAUUCUUGAUGUUCAUUUAGAAUUAUGUGUAGUUUUUAUUUUCUUUCAUCCUAUGCUUUUCGAUUGGUAAGUUGUUUUUGUUUUUGCACCAGUGUGCUUCUCAUUUUAUACUGUACAAGCUGUAACGUCUACGUGUAUGUUAGCGCUGUUGCUUAUUUUAAGAAAAUAAACUAAAAGAAAAACAAUAAAAGGUUUCACACACACAAAAACAAGCAGGAGAGUCUCGUGUGAGUGGUCAUAUGGGCUACGUCAUGGAGAGUCUUCUGUGAUGUCUGUUUUCAUGUGAACCACAUUCAGUAGAACCUCAAAGAUACAAACCUAAUUUUAUGGUGACAUAUUUUUUUUUGGUCUCUUUUUUUUUAUAUUUUUCUCAAAGUUACGAACAUUUCAGUAUUUCAAAAACAACCUGCAUUUCCCGCUGUGUUCGUAUCUCUAAGGUCCUACUGUGUUACAGGAAGUAUGUAGCAUAGGUUAGAGUGGCGGAACAGGAAGGUUCUUGGUUCAAGCCCUGAGCCUAGCGAGGAAGUGGAAACUGGACUGCUGGUGUCUGAGUCACUGGCUGCCCAUUGUGCCCAUGAGCAAGGAACUCUCAAACUGCUACACGGAGGCUGCACUGUGUCUUACCCUUUGCCUCUCAGUGCAUGUGUGUGUCGGGGGGUGGGGGGGGGGUAACGCAAAAUGAAAUGAGUUUUCAGUACUCAAUCAAACCACAUAGUAUCACUGUCUUUAAUUUGAUUUUAAUUCAAAAAUCUGUUACCUCAUUGCAUUUCACAUAAUUUAAUCUCCUAAACUUUAAGAAAGUUCACACUCAUUGUUUCUUGCAACAAAUAAAAUACUGAAUUGAAAGUCCAGUAUAUAUUUUGUGCCGUUACAUGAUCUUACAAAUAAAUAAACAAUCCACGACAGUCACGCAGAAUCACCUUGCUUGUGAAACACAACCAAAAAUCUAAAAGUUUCUGAUAAUGGUAAAUUCUACACUAUCAACUUGCUAACUGAGGCAAACGACGUGUUCCUGAUAGGUAUCGAGCCAAAAAAGAAACUAAACCAUCAAUGGUCACCUCUCUCUUUUUUUUUUUACAGUAGGCUCUCGUCAGCAAUAUUCAAGCAUUACCGGGCCCUAACUCCACUAAGGGGCUUUCUCCUCCUUCUGUAUUCUCGUCACAUGACUUUUAUUCCUCUUGCUAAUUGGACUGAAAUAAAUUCUGACUACACAGAUAUAAUCCAGACUGUCUGUCUUGUUUCUGACCUGUCAAUCUGAGAUUAUCAUGCAACGGUUAUAUGAUCCUGUUGAGUGAAUAUUGUCAAUUAUGACCAAUCUGAGAGGAAUCCUGUAGUUGUGAAUGGUUGUUGAAUGGCAUACUGUACCAAAUGUUCUGUACUGUAGCUCAAAGCCUGCAAUCCCAAAUGACUCCCUAUUCCCAUUCAUUGUGCACUACUUUUUUUGACCAGAGCCCAUAGGGGCUGUCUCUGCGCUGCCACCUGUUUCACUGUAUAGAAGGACAUACUUCUCUUUUUAAAAUUUAAACAACUGGUCUAUACUCUUAGUGCCCAAAAAAAACGGUUUUAGCAUGGUCCAUUGAGGACUAUCACCAUUUUGAAGUAGUCAAAUUGGGUGGGACCUUCCUAUGGGUUAAGGAAGGAUCACACAAUUGUAUUCUGGUCAUCACGAGAGAUCAGACAAAUAAGUUAACUUGUGAGGAAAUGUUCCAUAACUCCAGGUGGCAGUACGUCACCAACCUCGUCUCUAUACCUGUACAAACAACACACUCCAGGUGGCGGUACGUCACCAACCUCGUCUCUGUACCUGUACAAACAACACACUCCAGGUGGCAGUACGUCACCAACCUCGUCUCUAUACCUGUACAAACAACACACUCCAGGUGGCAGUACGUCACCAACCUCGUCUCUAUACCUGUACAAACAACACACUCCAGGUGGCAGUACGUCACCAACCUCGUCUCUAUACCUGUACAAACAACACACUCCAGGUGGCGGUACGUCACCCUUUCAGUUUGUUUACCUACUCAUAGAAGUUGUAGAAGAUAAAAGGUACAACUUUUUUUUUUUUUUAAAUAGAGAUGGCCUCAAUGGCGCUGCCCGUGCGCUCACAGACGCUAUAAUGGGACAAAUACAACGCUGCGAUCUCUAUACAUCUUCUUUGCCCCAGGGAUAGCUAUUGUCCUAUUGCUGUGUGACGCGAUUUUACUGAAGAUACACAAGAUCUAGAUUACAUGCCUCUGAAACAUCUGCUUUGAGUGAAAAUCAACAGAUGUUGCUGGCUAUGAAGAUAUCACCUGAACACCCGUUGAAGACCUUGUUCAAUUAGCAUAGCCGAUAUGGAGCUUAGACGUUUCCUGGGCAAUGGCUGGAACUUUCAGCAGAGCGACGUCAAGGUGAGUAAUAUUGAAUUAAAAAAAUGUGGUUAGUUACAGAAUGUUUCUAAUACUAAAAUACCUAACAAAGCACAUUUCUACCAAUCAAUAUGUAGUAGCUAAUGGAUAUUUAGACUGAACAAAAAUAUUAAUGCAUCAUGCAACAAUUUCCAAAGAUUUUACUUAGAUUAUAUAAGGAAAUUAGUUAAUUUAAAUAAAUUCAUUUGGCUCUGAUCUAUGGAUUUCACAUGACUGGGAAUACAGAUAAUGCAUCUGUUGGU